CAGAAUUGAUCAAAUUUUAUCUCAAACGAUUAUUUAACCAAAUUUGUAUUUACUUCUACUUUGUUCUUCAAGUUGAAAUGAUGCAUGUAAUAGCCAUUUUAAUAAUUGUAUCAUUUUUUGGAUGUAAUGCUGACAAUUUCGAUAGCGUUAUUCGAGGCAAUGAUCAAUUUACAGCAAAUACAUACAAGGAACUCAUAAAAAUACCUGAGAAUACUAACUUUAUUGUUAGUGGAUUGUCUGCAGAAAUCAUAUUGUCUUUGGUUGCAAAUGGAGCCAGAGGAGAGACACAAACACAAUUGUUGGAUGGUUUGAGGUUACCCAGAGACAUAGAGGAUAUAAAUAAAGUGUACACGGAAAUAACAUCUCGUCUAAAUGUAGACACAAAAGAAUUCAAAUUGUUAUCAGCAAACAAAGUUUAUCUAGCUAAAAACUUUGCAAUUAAAAAAUCAUUUAACGAUAUUGCUGUUAGGGACUACGCGUCAGAAGUACAAAAUUUAGACUUUGCCGAAUCUGAAGAGGCAGCUAAUGAGAUCAACGGUUGGGUUGAACAAAAAACUAACAACAAAAUCAAAAAUCUGGUUGAUCCGAAAGAUUUGAACGCAUUUGUAAGACUAGUAUUAGUCAAUGCUUUAUACUUUUCCGGACAAUGGAAAAAUACUUUCAAAAAAGAAAAUACGGCUGAUAGAAUUUUCUACAGUUCACCCACUGAAUCUAAGAAAAUUCCUACCAUGCAAACAUUAUUAGGUGCCAAAUACUACUACAAUGACAUACUUGGAGCUAAAUUUUUGGAGCUGGAUUUCAAACGUAGCAAUGCUAGUAUGACCUUUGUGUUACCCGACAAAAUCAAUGGAUUAGAAGCUGUUGAACAUAAGUUGGAAGAGUACUUGGCUCCUCAACCAAUGGAAUAUGUAGAUGUUCUUAUCUCUCUGCCCAAGUUCAAAAUCGAAACCGAAGUUAAAUUUGUACCCAUAUUGCAAUCGUUUGGGAUUAAAAAAAUUUUUGACGGUGAAGCUGAUCUCACUGGAAUUUCCAAGGAAAAACUAAUCGUUUCCAAAGUCCUACAAAAGGCAUUUAUUGAUGUUAAUGAAAAUGGAGUUGAAGCUGCAGCUGCUACAGUAGGUGCUUAUUGGAGUCGUCCAAUGGUGCCUCCACCUUCGUACGAGUUUAAUGCUGAUCACCCUUUUAUCUUUAUCAUUAAGGAAAAUAAUGGACUAAUUCUUUUUGCUGGCAGAUUUACCGGAAAACUCGUGAGAUUAGCACGCAAGGAUAGCAUUAUUUUUAGUGGAUUAUCAGCAGAAGUCAUAUUGUCCUUGCUUGCAAAUGGAGCUAGAGGCGAAACAAAAAAACAACUGCUAAAAGGGUUAAGCUUACCCAACAAAAUAAAAUAUAUAAAUAAAGCGUUUACCAAAAUAACAUCUGACAUACACGUAUUAAAUGAAGAUGCAUAUGAUUUGACGUUAGCAAACAAAAUUUAUGUAGCUCCAAAGUUCCCAAUUAAGAAAGAAUUCAACGAUAUUGCUGUUAAUUAUUAUGGCGCCGAAGUGGAGAACCUAGACUUUUCCAAUAAAGCAGAGGCUGCUAACGUUAUGAAUAGCUGGGUCGAAGAAAAAACUAACAAUAGAAUAAACAAUCUAAUUAAUCCACUCAAUUUGGAUUCUAGCACAGCAUUGGUCUUAAUCAAUGCUUUACACUUCUCAGGACAAUGGCAAAAUCCUUUCCCAGUAUAUAAUACUGCUGAUAAAACAUUCUACUACUCGCUUGAUAAAUCCAAAAAAAUUCCCACCAUGUAUACCGAAUCAUUUGCCAACUAUGCGUAUAAUAAACAACUUAAUGCUAAAUUUCUGGAGCUUGAAUUCAAGGACAGCAAUAUUAGUAUGACAUUUGUGUUACCCGACCAAAUCGAUGGACUUAAAGCUGUUGAAAGGAACUUAAAACUAUACUUGGCUCCCCAAAACAUGGAAACUGUUAAAGUUGCGAUCACCCUGCCAAAAUUCCAAAUCGAGACCGAAAUUAAUUUUAAACCCAUCUUGCAGUCGUUGGGAGUUAGACAACUGUUCAAAACCGGAGAUGAACUUUCAAAUAUCGCCGAUGGUCCACUUAAAGUCGACUUUGUUUUACAAAAGGCCUUUAUUGACGUUAAUGAAAAUGGUGUUGAAGCUGCAGGGGCUACAGCAGUUGCCGUGCAAAUGCUGUCCUUGUAUCCACCAGCUACAGAGUAUUAUUUUAAUGCUGAUCACCCUUUUAUCUUCAUCAUUAAGGAAAAUAAUGGACUAAUUCUCUUUGCUGGUAGAUUUAACCAAUAAACUGAAUAUUAUUAUUUAAAUACA
Messenger RNA from Diabrotica virgifera virgifera (western corn rootworm), 2327 nucleotides. RefSeq names its product antitrypsin-like. NCBI's taxonomy places the organism in Eukaryota, Metazoa, Arthropoda, Insecta, Coleoptera, Chrysomelidae. The transcript has 7 exons. The coding region runs from base 78 to 2303 and encodes 741 amino acids. Gene Ontology annotation, molecular function: serine-type endopeptidase inhibitor activity. The record is from RefSeq and is a predicted model, not a curated record.